Bufo gargarizans (Asiatic toad) is the source of this 1993-nucleotide messenger RNA. Its product is annotated as protein PIMREG-like. Bases 154 to 1026 code for a protein of 290 amino acids. The record is from RefSeq and is a predicted model, not a curated record. The transcript is spliced from 5 exons. NCBI's taxonomy places the organism in Eukaryota, Metazoa, Chordata, Amphibia, Anura, Bufonidae.
AUGUCUGCGUAUACAGCACCGGAAUGGUUAACUCCAAUAGAGCGCCGACCAAUGGGAGCAGAGGAGAGAGGAGUGGCGCUGGAUUCGAACGCAGAGAGAGUGUGGACACUGGACUGUGGAGCGGAGCGGUGUGUGUCUAGAAGAUAAAAGAAGAUGUCUUCAGUCUUUCGAAGUGUUGGUUGGAGAAACCACAAUGUAUUGGAAAAUAUUGAUGAACAAGACAGUCCUCAGCCUGACAAGUUCAGAAAAAGGCCCUCAUCAAGCUCUCUUAACACAAUGCGCAUGUCCCUUCGGAAGAGGAUGCCACUGAAGCAGGUGGAGAUGAACAUCAAUGCCGUGCCCGACUGGAGCAGGGUGGGAGUAAAGGAGAAGCAGCGCCCCUUGCAGUCCAUGACCGUUACAGCCAAGAACAUGUUUGGAGCCAUGUCAAAGAAAAUGAAGAAAAAUGACAGAAAAUCAAAUCCGUAUUUGUUGGAGUCUCCAGCCCAGGUGAGAGGGACCAGAAAACAAAGCAGUACUCCCAGAAGUAGUAGAAAAUCUACACCUAAAACUCCUAGAUGUCGACGUUUGGUAGAAGAAGCGAGCCCAAGUAAUAGGGUCACUCCAAAGUCCAGCAAGAGGGCAUCCCUCUGUACCAGAAAAAUCAGCAGCAACCAGUGGAAAAGCUUCUCCAAUAUAGUGGGGAACGAAGGACUAAACCUGAGAAGAUCUGUGAGGGCAGCAUCCCUGAGCAGCCCAUACGCUUCACCCGUGACUGUUAGCAGAAGAAGGCAGUUUGAGAAAGACCUGGAAUCUGUUUCUGCAGGAAUCCGGCAGCUGAAACGUCUCUCCAGGGUAUUUGAUGAUGCCAUCUUACAGGAAGAAAGGAAAGAAGCCAUUUUGAAUUACCACAGUGUAAUGACCAAGAAUCUGUGUUGUACUCGCCAUUCUCGGCUGUCUUGGAGAAGUACACGGAGACUGAAGCGUACACUUGAAGGCUGGACUGAGGUGGCUUUAACCAGUAUUGGCAACAUUGGCGCACGUUAACGAUAUACUCUGUAACCAGCUUUGUCUUUUUAUAUAUAUAUAUAUAUGUCUGUCCAUAUAGCUGUUACUAACUGCAGCACUGUGUGAGAUUGAGCAUCUGUUCAGUGCACUUGGACUUCAUAUGUUUCCGCCUUUAUUAUUCACUACACGAUAAUAUCCAAUCCCGUUUAUAACAGUUUUUUAUUUAAGACAGUCCAAACAUAAGCAUGUAUUGGAUGGCACUUAGUAUGACGUUAUCGCAGUACUAGAGGUUGAGCCUUGAAUAUUUUGGCAGGCAAAAAUAUUUAGCAAGGUGUACACAUAUUAGAACAAGUACCCACUAUUCAACUAAUAGUUUUGAGGCAGGCAAAAAAUAGGCAGGAGGUACAAAUAUGGCUGCCAAGUUAUUUGUACGAAGGCCAGCCCUACACAUAAGAUGACCUUCAACCAAAUGUUUGGCCGGCAGCAAUCGCUUCUGUUCUUCUCAUUCACAUGCCUGCUCAGCUCGGCCAAACAAACGUGUUCUCAAUAGAAAGAGGUAGGGGAAACCCAAUCUUUGUCUCUCAACAUCUACCAUCGGGAGAGAGUCUGGAGGUCCACCCUCACACACUUGAUGUUUUGGCCAGUUCGGCCAACAUACAAUUUAGAUGUAUGUUCAGAUUAAGCCUGUCUGCACACCAAGUGCUUUAGAUACAAUUAUAAAGAUUCCUGUGUUGUCCACCAUGCGGUUAAAUGAGACAAAGUGAUCUAUUCACUGCACGACUGUAGGCACAUUUCUUGAUUUUACUGAUAUUGAUGAAGAUAAGCUAAUGAGCAGCUAAAAAAGUUUUUGAACGAAAGCAGUACGCUUUUAUAAAGCAGUAUCCCUAAUAUUAAAACUCUGUAGGCUUCUCUACCUAUUAUUUACCGUGCUUGAAAUGAAGGAAACACUUUUUGUACUUUGUAAUAUCAGAAGUGUGUAUAUCUUUUGUAUUAUAAUAAUCUUUUC